Molecule: messenger RNA, 4586 nt
Organism: Mercenaria mercenaria
Lineage: Eukaryota; Metazoa; Mollusca; Bivalvia; Venerida; Veneridae
Product: spermatogenesis-associated serine-rich protein 1-like
Exons: 10
Coding region: 513-1409 (298 amino acids)
Source: RefSeq, a predicted model, not a curated record
AAUAUAUUAAGAUAAAACUAAAUGCAUAUUACAUACAAUUUUCUAUCCAUAAUCCAGGGAAGUAGGUAAAUGCAACAAAAAUUGUUAUCUGCACCAGCUAUUUUGAGGAUAUUUUAACAUGGGUUCAAAUUUCUACACAGCUAACUAUUACAUUAUCUAAAAGCUAAAUGUCAAGUCAUGCAUUUUAAGUUCUGCUCAACGGAGUGUAAACUUGAUCUUAAUAACGUUAAAUGAACUAUACUUAGUAAGUUUGAAAAAUGGAACACAUUACAAUGUACUGAGCAACAGCUGUAUUAAUUAACUACAUCAUCUGGAUAUAAAAAAGUUAAAGAUGGAAGAAGCAAACAGUACAUGUAACAGGAUGGGAUUUUACAAGGCAGACAAUCAUUUGGAAAUUUAUAGAUCAUCAAAUAGCCAAAAAGGAUGGACAUGUAUAUCCCAAUUUCAAUCAAUUAAUCAAGAAAUGUAGAACAACAAAAUGCUGUUUUUCGAAGACAUGUACAGUACUGUUGAUGCAUAUUUUAUUGUUUAGUGAAGUGGCUAUUCUGAUGUCAUCAUUUUCCCUUUUCCAACACCUUCAGAAGCGUGAGAAACGUCACUUUCCAUACAUUCAGAAUCAGCCGUCAGUGCCGACGUAUAAAGCACGAGGUCGUAGAUAUUUACCACAUGGAUAUGGAAUGUAUGAUGAAUGGAAACCACACCCACAGAACGUUCAGCCCGAGUAUACUGAUGCUGGCCCAGACUGGAAAUCCAGACUGAAGUAUCUACCCCAUCCUGAGGACCCUAAGUACCCUGCCAUGGAAAUUUUCGAAAACAAUUGGAAAGCAAUGAGGCCCUUCCCUUCUCGGAUGUCCCAGAUAUUUACUGAUACUUAUAUGAACACAUGUAAAGAGUGGUUACUGGAUCCAGGCUUAUCAAACAAAGGGAUGAAGUGCAACUUCAACGGCCAGCACAUGGCCACAAGAACAUCCGCAGAUGAAAUUACUCACUCCAUGUUGUUUGGAAGGGGAAGAACUGCUAACUGGAUUGACAGAAGGAACGGUAUAGGAGAACAUUCUCCGGGAGACAAACCCUAUAAAACACCAGAAUAUUCCUCAAAAUUUCACAAACUUGGCUCGUCAUUACCAGUUAUAGACUUUGGACUUAUAAGAAAACCCAUUGUUAGACCCAACGAGGACGAGUGUCCAAAAUUGUUGGAUACUCCAGUUGUGUUAAGUGCUAACAGUCCGUGGAAGAAAGGUCCUGAUACGUUUGUACCUUUACAGCCAUUGCCUAAUGAACCAAGAGAGCCGUUCCGAGUGAAAGCACGAAGAGAAGAGAAAGAACUAGAGAAGAAAACUGUGAAAGCGUUAGAUGAUUGGAGACCUGCCACACCACUGAAACCAGAGAAAGUUGAUGAAAAGAAAUAGAUUUUCUGCCGUAUCUUCCUCAACCAGUAUUAUCCGAUUUCUUUUGCACUAAGGGGAGAUUAAAACAUAACAAGACUGAAUUCCUCAAAACUUUAUCCAGCAGAUAAUAUAUAUCCACUGAUUUGAUGCGAAAGAAAAAGAUAUGUUGUUUCAGUUGGCAGUUCAGUUUAUUAUAUCAAAUCAUUAAGUGUAGAUUAAAGGGAAGUUAAAUCAUGUUAUCAAGAUUAUUCCAGUGACUGGAUUGAGUUUGUAGCAACUUGUCUAUGAUGUUAGUCUUUCAGGACAUUAUAGCAAAAUCUUUAAGGUGAAACUCAUAGAAGAUCCUAAAGGAAUGAAAUUCCUCAAACAGUUCUACAAUUCAAGACAUUCUGUGAUAUGAGAUGAUGUGAUGGCUAUUUUCAUAAUAAAUGUUUUUGUUUUUUUUAAAAAUGCAAAAUUCUAAAGUUUCUUUUUUUUUGGUAAAUUUGAUUUCAAACAAUUAAAUUUUAAGAACUUUGAGAAUAAAAAAUGUGUUUAGUAUAGCUUUUUACCUAUGAAAGCUUGUUAGCUGUAAAGUAGCAAGUUGUUACUUUGCUUUCUUGGACAAAGCAGGAAUACAAUGUAUAUCAUUUUGUUCAUGUCUGUCAGUCAAUAGACACUUUGUUUUUUAAUCAGUAACUAAAGAAUACUUUGGCCCACAGUGAAUUAUUGCAUGUGGUUAAUAGAUGAUUCCUAUCCUUUUAGGGGCCACUAUGUCAAAGGUCAAAGUCAGUUAAAUUUUAAACCGUAAAUGGUUUCUAAACAACAGCUUGAAAAUGUUUGGGUCUACAGUUGUCAAACUUUAGGAGAUGAUUUUUUUGACAAUGUGUACGGUAGCAUUUUCAGAUCAGUAAGCAGAGAAUGCUUUGGCCUGGAACUUUAAAAUUACCAGUGGUCAGUAGAUGACCCCUAUUAUUUUUGGGAUCAGUGAAUUUAAGGUCUUGGACACAGUGACCUCGAGACUUACUGGUGAAAUGGUUUCUGAUCAAUAGCUGGAGAACAAAAUUAGGCUUAUGGCCAUCAAAUUUUAGAACCGAACAAUUUUUAGUUAGUAGAUAACCCUUAUCAUUUUCUUGGCCAGGAGGUAAAAGGUCAAUGUCACAAUGACCUUUUUAGACUAAAACUGGUUAAUGAUAUAGCUGGAGAAUGCUUGGACCACCAAAUUCAGUAGCCUGAUUUUCUGUGAUAGUAAGAUGACCUUAUUGGUUUUGAGGUCAGAGGUUAAGGUCACAUCAUUAUUAAGACUGGAAAUUAAACAACUAGUUACCACCUACAGGUCAACAUGGGGGUGCAUAUAUGUCUUACAAACAGCACUUGUUUUGUUUUGAAUUCCACUUAUUUUUGGAUGAAAUUCUGGUGCUUCUGUUUUAACCUUUAUGUUGGAGAAUUUUUGUUAGAAUCUGUAUUAUAAUUUAGUUACAUGUAUGUGUAAUCUGAGAUUCAAAGUGACCUUUCUGAAAAUAUAAAAGGCAUAUACUUGGUGAAUACAGUCUAAAAUAAUUAAAAGAUUAGCAGCUGUUGUUUUGACUUUCACGGGUGUUGUUGAUGUAAUCACUUUAUUAACAGGUGUAUGACCUUUGUUGUUAAGGUCAUUGAAUCAAGUUAUAGUCAUAUACCAUGUUUAAUGAUAAUAUGGAAGGCAUGUCUUCAACUUGCAUAUAGUGUUCGUUAUGUAACUGACCUCUAAAAGGUUUCAUUUGGAAUUGAUACCUGUGUUGCAUGUACAAGUCCACAGCAGUGAUAGUAUCGAAAUAUUUAAUGUUAGAUAGUGUUAAGAUACUUACAUCACUAGACUGCAAAAUAUUACCUUGAAUCAGGACCAAAAUUUAGGGUAUAUAUAGUGACAGAGCACUGAAAGUUCUGUUAAACAUGAACACUACUCACAAAUGUACUUUUCAUUUUAUUUUAUUCCAGUUUCUUAAGAUUGAAGAUUAUUAGAGGAGAUGUGAUUCUGAUCCCAGUGGGGCUCGGGCUUGCUAGACUGAUUUCUAGCAAUAUGUCCCUCAACUCUCAACUUAAAAUAAGUAAAACAUGAAUGAUCACAAAAGAUUUUUAAUCUGGACAACCAAAAGAGGUUUUUGUCCUCUAUUAUUCUGCCUCAGAUUUUGCUCAGUAUAAAGUAUAUACCCACACAGUUGUUGACACAAAAUAUUGUUUUUAUUAUGAUUUGCCUCUUAAUAUAUUACAUGUGUUUAUUUAUAUCAGGGUGAUAAUAUAACUGUUACUAUUUCUAACCCAGUUUAUAUUCUUGCAACUGUUGAAAAUACGUUUAAUUCUUAAACUGCCAGCAUUGUGCGUAUCUGUGAUAACUGGUUAAUGUUAACAUUGUGUUUGUUAUUCUGUUACUUAUACUUACAAUAUUUGUGGGUAAUUGUAUUGAAUAAGGGAAUUUUAAAAAAUGUUGUUGUAUCAAGGUUGUCGCUAUUCAGAGGUGUCCAAAUUAAUAGAGGUUCUACAGUAUUUGAUACCCUGUCUGUACUGCAAACAGCAUACAGAAUUUUCUGUGACUUUCAAGAUGAACUUUUAUGACUGCACACAUCAGAUUCAGUUGAAAAUCUUUAGAAUUUUUAUUAUAUAUUAAUCUGGUAUAUAUUUAAAUUUUAUUGAUCAAAAUGUGCCUUUUAUUAAGAAAUCACUGUUAAAAGGUUGAUAUAGCUGAUGAAAUUUUUAAAAAAAUAUUGAUGUCCAAAGAUUUUUCUUUUUAAUUUUGUUUUCAAUUAAUAUGUCAUGUUUCUGUAAAUAAGGGUUAUUCAGAAAUAAUGAUUUUUUUUUUAAUUUUUGCUUCCAGUUUUGACUGUAGCACAUCAACUAUAGACUGGUCAACAGCACAAAAUUUGGACCAGCAAUUUAUAUAAGGAGUAAUGUAAGAAAAUGUGUAUAAUAUUUUAUACAAUUUUAAUUAUAUUUAAUAGAGGUGUUAACUACUUACCCAAAGUUUAUUUAUAGAUUGUAUGUUAACAUACACAUAGUGUGAUAGAAUACAGUAUUACAUAUAGAAAUAGUUUGCCUUUUGUACAGGGAAUGUUUUGUUAUUGUUAUUUUGUUAGAGCAUUAUUUUCUACAUGACUUAUUUACAUCUCAUGUGUAAGCAUUUUACUUUUUGAAUACUACUCUGUCAUUUUCUUUGCUCAAGUAAUUAAAAAGCUUGUUUUUGAGAAA